UCGCUACGCACAGCGGAAGGAGGAAGGAAAGAAGGAAAAAGGAAUGAGGAAGAAGGAAGAAGGAAGAAAGUGGAUGGUGGUGUGUUUCGAGGCUCUUGGAGGAGGGUCUUGAGGCUGGACGCUGUCUUGCUGUUUGUUCUGCGUGCGGUGUGCUCGGUCGGUGCCUGCCAGCUGAGCUCCCAGCGGAACCAGACUCGCGGCGUGGUGCUGCAGACCGCCGUGGCGGCGCGCGGACUGUCAAGUGACUGACUCGGCGGUAGGAGGAGGAAAGACUAAGAGAGCGCGCGAAAGCGAGGCGGCUAACCGCUACCAACCAUCGUCUGAGGAAGGAGUCAUUUCUAACAGAUUAAGACACGGAUUAAACUGGUCGGUUAAUGAUUUAGAUCAUCUACACUCGGGGACCGGAGGAAUCCACCGCUGCAGCACAGAGCUUACCUGGAGCUACCUCUGCUUCGAUACCCUCAACCUGUGCAUCACCAUGUCUUCCACCAGAUUGAAGUAUGUGUCACUGGGCGUGCUAGUCUUCCAGACAACCUCACUGGUGCUGACCAUGCGCUACUCACGCACCCUGCAGGGGGAGGGACCUCGCUACCUGGCCUCCUCUGCUGUUGUGUCUGCUGAGCUCCUCAAGAUCCUCACCUGUGUGCUGCUUGUGUACAAAGACCACAUGGCUGUGGUCUUUUCUGCAGGUUUUAGCAUCCGAGCCCUCAACAAUGUGCUAACGCAGGAGAUCAUUAAUAAGCCUAUGGACACCCUCAAGCUGGCCAUCCCAUCUGGCAUCUACACCUUGCAGAAUAACCUGCUCUAUGUUGCGCUGUCCAACCUUGAUGCCGCCACCUACCAGGUGACAUACCAGCUGAAGAUCCUGACCACAGCUCUUUUCUCAGUGUCCAUGCUGGGUCGGAGACUCGGUGUGUAUCAGUGGCUCUCCCUCCUCAUCCUCAUGGCUGGGGUGGCACUAGUACAGUGGCCAUCCGAUUCCUCGCAAGCCCAUGAGCAGCUGACGACAGGCUCCCAGUUUGUGGGCUUGAUGGCUGUACUGGUAGCCUGUUGUUCCAGUGGGUUUGCUGGUGUCUACUUUGAGAAGAUCCUCAAAGAGACCAAGCAAAGUGUCUGGGUCCGCAACAUCCAGCUAGGGGUUUUUGGGCUGGUGUUCGGCCUGAUGGGUGUCUUUGUGUAUGAUGGGAACAGGGUGAGGGAGUACGGCAUGUUCCAAGGCUACAACCAUCUAACUUGGACAGUGGUUGCACUGCAGGCUCUUGGAGGACUUGUCAUUGCUGCAGUCAUAAAAUAUGCAGACAACAUCCUAAAGGGCUUUGCCACAUCGCUCUCCAUCAUCCUGUCUACACUCAUCUCCUACUUCUGGCUGCAGGACUUUGAGCCUACCAGUGUCUUCUUCCUGGGAGCCGUCCUGGUUAUUGCAGCCACAUUUCUCUACGGCUAUGAAGGCAAGCCAUCUGUCAACCUCAGCCGGGCGUAGAGGAGGGCCAAGGAAGAGAAUGGGAUGGACAUGAGUCCCAGCAAAAGCAGAUGGUGGGCUGCAAUAACGUACAGCCAAAUGAGAGAGUGGAGGUCGAGAGAAGUGUUGCAGCAGUGCUGGACUUGUCAGCUCUCCAUAACUUUGAAAAAAGAGAGCCUUCAUGACGUAAUGAGUGCUGCACAGUGAUGGCCAGAUAGCUGUCAACAGCUUAAGGUCACUGUACUCAUAUCGUGCUCUUUGAGUCUAGACCUGGAAACUCUGUUCUGCUGUUUUUUUUUUUUUUUUUUUUUUUUUUGGCUUCUGGUCCCCUUGCCAUCACUUCAAAGACUCACUCUUACAUGGUUUCUGUCAGGUUGACACCUGCUGAAAGUUUAGAAAAUGAGAAGGAACCGUGAGUCAAUAUUGGAUGAAAAUAUUGUCUCAGUGAGUUUGAGAGUGCCUAUUAAAAAGUGUCAUUUCACACAAA
Molecule: messenger RNA, 1946 nt
Organism: Scleropages formosus (Asian bonytongue)
Lineage: Eukaryota; Metazoa; Chordata; Actinopteri; Osteoglossiformes; Osteoglossidae
Product: UDP-N-acetylglucosamine transporter-like
Exons: 8
Coding region: 479-1480 (333 amino acids)
Biological process (GO): pyrimidine nucleotide-sugar transmembrane transport
Cellular component (GO): Golgi membrane
Molecular function (GO): pyrimidine nucleotide-sugar transmembrane transporter activity
Source: RefSeq, a predicted model, not a curated record